AUGGAGGCGGCGGCUCCGGAGGGUCCCGAGCCGGGGAGCGGCGGGAGCGGCGCGGAGGAACCCGUGGUGUCCCUGGCGGAGGUGCUGGCGGAGAACGAGGAACUGGAGAAGGAAGCGCGGGCCGUGCUGGGGGGCAGCGACCACGAGCGCUGCAGUUACUCACAGGGCGCGGUGAAGCGGCAGGCGCUCUACGCCUGCAGCACCUGCACCCCGCCUGGCGCCGAGCCCGCGGGCAUCUGCCUGGCCUGCAGCUACGAGUGCCACGGCACCCACCGCCUCUUCGAGCUCUACACCAAGAGGAAUUUCCGCUGUGACUGUGGAAAUAGCAAGUUCAAAAAUCUGCAGUGCAAGUUACUCCCGGAAAAGAGCAAGGUGAAUUCAGGAAAUAAAUAUAAUGACAAUUUCUAUGGAUUGUACUGUACAUGUAAAAGACCUUACCCUGAUCCUGAAGAUGAGAUUCCAGAUGAGAUGAUUCAAUGCAUAGUUUGUGAAGACUGGUUCCAUGGAAGGCAUCUCGGUGCAGUUCCCCCUGAAAGUGGAGACUUCCAUGAAAUGGUGUGCCAGGCCUGCAUGAAACGUUGCCAUUUCCUAUGGGCUUAUGCAUCACAGUUAGCAGUUCCCCCAUUGACCAAAACAAACUCCCUUGAAGAUGAAGGGAUUGUCCUAAAGGUAGAGGAAAGUGAAGAGCAGAAGAAAGAAAUAAAAAAAGAAAGUGGAGUGGAACACCAUGACACAAAGGAAGAAAAGCAAUCAGAACAAUUUAAUGAACCAUCCACUAGCUCUGGGUCUGCCUGUCCUGAGGUAGUUACUAAGAGUGAGGAGCCACUCUGCAAGCUAAAAGAGCUCCAAAGCAAGUCAUUUGUGAAAAAAGAUACUGCCACCUUUUGGCCAUCGAACUGGAGGAGCAAGUUGUGCACUUGUGAAGACUGUUUGAAAAUGUACUCAGAGCUUGAAGUCCAGUUCCUGACAGACGAAUGUGACACUGUCUUGGCUUAUGAAAAUAAGGGUACCAGUGACCAAGAGACAGAGAGGAGAGAUCCUUUAAUGGACACCCUUAACAGUAUGAACAGAGUCCAGCAAGUGGAACUUAUCUGUGAGUACAAUGAUUUAAAGACAGAACUGACUGACUAUCUCAGGAGGUUUGCAGAUGAGGGAACGGUGGUUAAAAGAGAAGACAUUCAGCACUUCUUUGAAGAAUUUCAGUCUCGGAAAAGGCGACGGACUAACAGGAUGCAGUACUACUGUAGUUAGACUGAGAGGGUUUGGGUUGAAAGGACAACUGGCAAAACAAUGUUCACUGGCAAACAGAAAAAACAUCUUCAAUUUUUGGCUUCUCAUCAAAAUCCAGCUGUCCAAGAAACAUCAUCAUUUUGUCUUAGACUUCCUUCAUUCGUAUCACCUAAAACAUAGGCUUAACAAAUCCUUUCAUUGCAGGUAGAGGGAUUUCAGUACCGGCUGGCUUUGCAUUCCCCUGAAAGCCGGCCUUGUUUCCAGGGGAGGAAGGUGUUACCGGAGCAGUGUGUCCUGCUGCUUCCCCUUGGCCUCUCCCCUGCUUACUGCCAGGGCCUGGAGCCGGGGCUGUGCUAAACCGGGGGCAGGGAACGCGCUCCCGGCUUUCCUGCUUGAAUGGCUCCGUUUGCCCCUUCGGGCUGUAGCGAUUCUGGGAGGGCCCAGCACCGAGGAGCUGCCGGUUCCUGCCCUGCCGUGGCUCCCCCGGGGCUGGGCCGGGCCUGGCUGUGGCUGAGCCCAGCGCUGCUGCCUGCCGGCUCCUGCUGGGAAAGUGCUCCCCCGGCUGCUCAUAAAUGGGAAAGCAGAGCUUAGGCUUGAUGCAAUCUGGUUUUCUACAUGUAAAAACAUAUUUAUAGUAUUGGACAGGGAUGGUUUCUCUGGUAAAAAAAUUGUCAGACGAUUUUAACUCACUCAUCGGACCAUAAACAAUAGCUAGGAGGAGGUACUAAAUUACAAACUAAAAAUGGGGGGUUGUUACGUGCUUUGAUUUUAAAAUCUAGCCUACAGCAAAUUCUACUUUACAAAUGUUGCUAAAAACACUGCAGCAUCCUGGUAUUUUGCUAUAGUAUGGAAUGUUCUUUUUAUAACCACUGAGAAUCAUGGGACAGGAGAUGUUUCACUGACAUUUAAGACUAUGCUUAGAUGCAAUUAAAAAUUAAGAUUUUGUAAGUUUGGAGCCUAAUGUAGUUAGACCCCAAAAUGUACGUUAAAGUUCUAGUUUUUGAGGAUUUCUAUAUCAUGGGGUACUAUUCUGCUUCCGUGUUAAUGGUUUUUGAAAAGCAAAGGUGACUUUUAUCAUUCUUACUAUUGACUGUUUCUGACCAUUUUAUUUACAAACAGUAGUUUAGCAUAGAUGCUCAGCUGAGCAGUUUCAUAGGACAUAGAGUAUGCUGAAUUGGAAGGGACCCAUCAGGAUCAUCACAUCCAACUCCUUGCCCUGCACAGGACACCCCAAGAGCCACACCAUGUGCCUGAGAGCAUUGUCCAAACACUUCUUGAACUCUGCCAGGCUUGGUGCUGUGACCACUUUCCUAGGGAGGCUGUUCAGUGCCCAGCCACCCUCUGGGUGAAAACCUUUUCCCUGAUAUCAAACCUGAACUGUCCCUGACACAGCUUCAGGCCAUUCCCUCAGUCCUGGCACUGGGCACCACAGUGAUGAGAUCAGUGUCUGCCCCUCCUCUUCCCCUCGUGGGAAGUUGUAACUGCAGUGGGGUCUCCCCUCAGCCUCCUCCAGGCUGAACAGACCAAGUGACCUCAGUUGCUCCUCAUACAGCUUCUCCUCAAGGUCCUCCUGGCCCUCCUCUGGACACUCUCCUAACAUCUUUGUAUGUGCUUUACAUUGUGGCACCCAGAACUGCCCCCAGCACUCGAGGUGAGGCUGCCCCAGCUCAGAGCAGAGCAGGACAAUCCCCUCCCUUGCCCAGCUGGUGAUGCUGUGCCUGCUGCCCCCAGGACAUGGGUGGCCCUCCUGACUGCCAGGGCACUGCUGGCUCACGCUCAAUGCGUCAUCGACCCCCAGGGCCCUUUCCUAGCUGCUUUUAAAUUUAACUCUGGGUAUUGUACAUGCUCUUUUUUGGUAGCAACUGUUACGGGAGCUGUAACUGCACAUCUAACUACAAUAUAAAAAAAUGAAAAGAA
Poecile atricapillus (Black-capped chickadee) is the source of this 3147-nucleotide messenger RNA. RefSeq names its product ubiquitin protein ligase E3 component n-recognin 7 (gene UBR7). The transcript is spliced from 11 exons. Gene Ontology annotation, molecular function: zinc ion binding; ubiquitin protein ligase activity. The record is from RefSeq and is a predicted model, not a curated record. The coding region runs from base 1 to 1251 and encodes 416 amino acids. Gene Ontology annotation, cellular component: cytoplasm. NCBI's taxonomy places the organism in Eukaryota, Metazoa, Chordata, Aves, Passeriformes, Paridae.